Molecule: messenger RNA, 1374 nt
Organism: Lodderomyces beijingensis
Lineage: Eukaryota; Fungi; Ascomycota; Pichiomycetes; Serinales; Debaryomycetaceae
Source: the annotation of a GenBank genome assembly
AUGGAGUGCAUACGAGGGCAUCGGUCUUCGCUAUGCAAGCACCACGCGCGACCCUUGUUGCAAGUGAGGUCGAAAGGCAGACCCGGUGGCUAUGCAAACGGCAACCCCAAUCAUCGAGUCGCUGUGUUUGCCCAGGAAAUAGCAUCGCCCGAGGCAUCGGAGUCGGAUUCACCUUCGUCGUCGUUGGCAUCUGCGUCGUCGUCGCAGUUUGCCGCGGCAACUGCGGGAGAGUGCAAGACCCAGCCGAUUGUCAUAUUGAAGGCGUCCUCUAAAAAAGUCAUUGAUCUCAGCAAUGGGAAAAUCGUGGGGCCCUACGACGAGACGAAAGAUAGACAGUGUGUUGUGGACAGGGCCCCGAGGCCGCAACCGGUCAUCAGCGACGAGAGCUUUAUUGUCACCACGCCGUGCCACGGCGGGAAAGUCACCAAGAGGAGCAGCGACGGGUGUUGUUGCAACAAGGCAAAGGAUAUCAACAAGAACAAAAUCUGGGAAACGUACAUUAGAAACAGACUAGAUAAGCGACAAACAGGUGUCAAUACCGCUACCAAUAGUACUGUCACCGCAGAAAUACAGUAUAUCAAGGAGGAGCCAAGUAAAGCAAAACCUGUUGCAAGAACUAGAGCUGGAGCUGGAACUGUUUCUGGAGUUGAAGCUGAAGUGGAAGUGGAAUUGCAAGCAGAAUCCGUGUUUGAAGUUGUUCCCGUGGCCUCGUGCUCCAUCCCUGGGACUUGUUGCUGUGGCAGCGAUUGCUCGUGUGAAGGGUGCAUUGUGCAUGGAAACGCCAAAACAAACAAAAACAUCGAGUAUCAAUACAACCCAAUUGUCGUUAACUUACCCGAGUUCCAGCUGGAGGAAGACUUGAUUUUCAAUAGCAUCACAAGCUACAAUAUCAAUGGUGCACUUUCUCAUCCACCACCAGCACCAGCACCAGCACAAUCACCAGUGUUCCUACCGCAGCACAGGUCACAUUCAUACGAAUCAUCGCCGGGAACUUCUUGCGCGUGCCCGCCAAACGAGUGUGAGUGCUCCAACUGCGAGACCCACGGCAUCAUUGAUGGCCACAAGUUGGACGAGUUUUUCAAUGAUGACCAAAAGUUGAUGAAUGUCUUGACGUCGGAGAUCAACUUUGAUGAAUUGAUACAGGCGCUGUACCAAUCUGAGCCUGUGCAGUGCCAACUACCUAACGUGAAGCGCGAAAUCGAUUUCCCCUGGUCGCUCCAGCAACAGCCCCCACAAUCGCAACAGGUCCUACAACUGCAACCGCAACAAGUGCCAUAUCUUCACCCUCUGUAUCCUCCGCCUCCUCAUUUUCCCCCAGUGGAAAUUUCUCAGGUAGAUUGUCAAAGAAAUGAAAAAAACCUGCUGCUCCGUUAA